AUGGGGCAGUUCUUGGUAGGUUUCAUAUUUAAGAUUUACAAUGAAAAGAAGGGACCUGCUGCGCCGGACCGUCCAUGCGCCGGGAGUGAAGGGGCCCAGAGUGGUGUCUAUGUAAGAUUGAACACUUUUUGUCAAAAUGCAGAUGAAAGGGCAAAUAGACGUUUGGGAAACAAAAAAUUAACAUUAUUAUCGGUGAACUACAUAAUUCCUUAUUUCUAUAUCCACAGGGCUGUUGGGGCAACCAACAUGAACGCACACAGUUCGCGAUCACCCGCCAUCUUCACAAUUACUAUAGAGUGUGGAGAGAGAGGUAUGGAUGGACAACAACAUUGGAGAGUCGGGAAGCUUCACCUUGUAGAUCUUGCUGGUUCAGAGCGACAGAGCAAAACGGGGGCGACAGGUCAGAGACUGAAAGAAGCUAGUAAAAUUAAUCUGUCCCUUUCAACGCUGGGAAAUGUAAUAUCGGCUCUGGUGGAUGGAAGGUCGACACAUAUACCUUACCGAAAUUCUAAGUUAACAAGACUUCUACAAGACUCUUUGGGAGGCAACUCAAAAACCAAAGACAUCUGUAACAAAGCCAAGAUUAAUGAGGACCCGAAGGAUGCUCUUCUCCGGCGACUCCAGGAUGAGAUAAAGACGCUGAGAGGUCAACUUGAAGCAGUCCUUUGUGAAACUCCCAAGUUUUCUUUGCAGUUUCUGUCUCAUUCCAGCUCAUUUGCCAUUUCUCUUGAGACUUACCUUUUUCUCUUGUAUUUUGAUAGUGCCAGGUUGCUACUCCUUUUGGCAUUCAACAUACCACACAAGCUAAUAAGUCAGACUGUUUUUAGUGUUGAAUAUUGUACAAAUAUUUGUUGGGUAUUUGCCACAACGAUUAGAUCAUCAUUAGAUGCAUGUAGGGCACAGAGGACCACUGGACACCUUUCCACUUAUGUUACUGGUAACUGGCCAACAUUUACUCACAGUGCUUGUAUGAACACAGCUGCAUUGUCACACCGUAUUAAAUAUUAUCAGUUGUCAGCGAAAAAGUUAGAGAAAAAGGUGGCUGCCAUCCGCAAGAAGAUCGAAGAGGAACGUAAGAUGUUAUCGGAGAGGAAGGACCUGGAGGAGGAGGAGAGGAACAAGGUGAAGAGUGACUUGGAUAGACAUGAAAAAGAGCUGAAGAAGGCCCAGAAAGAGCAGGAAGCCUUGAAGCAGAGGUUACAAGGACUAGAACGCAAAAUUCUCGUUGGUGGCGAAAAUUUGUUAGAGAAAGCAGAGGAGCAGGAGAGACUCUUGGAAGAAUCAGCCAAGGAGCUUGAGGAGAGGCGGCGGCAUGAAGAACAGCUCCGACAUGCCAUCACGCAAAAAGAGGCAGAGAGAAUUGACCUAGAAGAAAGGUAUACCACCUUACAAGAAGAGAAUGCUGGCAAGACCAGAAAGCUUAAAAAGGUGUGGACUCUCCUGAUGGCUGCCAAGUCAGAACUGGGGGAUAUGCAGGCAGAACACCAACGGGAAAUGGAGGCUCUUCUGGAGUCUGUGCGGCACCUAUCUCGGGAACACAAGUUACAUCAGCUGAUCAUUGAUUCUUUCAUUCCGUUGGAGUAUCAGGACAUGGUUGAGCGUUACGUUCACUGGAAUGAGGACAUAGGGGAAUGGCAGCUGAAGUGUGUUGCUUACACGGGGAACAACAUGAGGAAACAGCUGGACAACGGUGAUGCAGAAAAGGAGAAUCAGAAUCAAGAUGGGGAUAUGUGGCAGGUCUACAAGACAUACAGUCCCGAGGUGUACACAAAACCUGCUGCCAAACCGCUUAGAAAGAAAUCAGGCAUUCCGAGACCCAAACACGCCAGGUCUGCCAGGAAAUACGACAAGUAGUUUCAACUCCUUCCCAAAUGGCUUGGUUUCCAAGGGUGAUAUAGAUUUUUGUGGUGUGAAGACAGCGUUGAGAGAGGAGUUAUGAGCCAGUUUAUUUCCAGCAGUGAGAAGUAAGAAUAGCACCAUGCAUCUAAAAUUGGAACUGAACUGUGUGUAUGGAAAUGAGCUUUAUAAGUGGUAGUAUAAUAAACCAAAAUAGAGUAAGAGAUGGAGAUGGAAAU
Messenger RNA from Penaeus monodon (black tiger shrimp), 2075 nucleotides. RefSeq names its product kinesin-like protein KIF3A. The record is from RefSeq and is a predicted model, not a curated record. Gene Ontology annotation, molecular function: microtubule binding; ATP binding; microtubule motor activity. Lineage: Eukaryota; Metazoa; Arthropoda; Malacostraca; Decapoda; Penaeidae. Gene Ontology annotation, biological process: microtubule-based movement.